Molecule: messenger RNA, 4317 nt
Organism: Myripristis murdjan (pinecone soldierfish)
Lineage: Eukaryota; Metazoa; Chordata; Actinopteri; Holocentriformes; Holocentridae
Product: FILIA-N KH-like domain-containing protein
Exons: 4
Coding region: 117-1205 (362 amino acids)
Source: RefSeq, a predicted model, not a curated record
GAGCGGGCGGAUGCUGCUCAGUGUGUGUUGGACUGCGCCGGGAACAACACACAGAUAAACCCGAGAGACACGCCGCUCCGCUCUGCUUCAACUUCUCUCCAGCAUCGCAGAGGAAGAUGGACCUGGACCCCGCCGUCAUCAUCCCCGCCAUCCUCUUCACGGUGGUGGCCAUCUAUUUCGCCUCCUCCUUCCUGAACAAAAAGACCGAGGCGGCCGCAGGUAAGAAGAGCAAGCCGCUCAAGGUUGGCUACGAGGACGACGUCCCCCCCUCCAGAGCUUUGGCCGCAGAGGAGCACCGCCAAGCCCGAGCCGAGCCCGAAGCCGCCGCUCCGGUAGUGGAGGAGAUCGGAGUCGCGGAGCCGCUCGUCGUCCCGGCACGGCAGGACGCACCGCUGCAGCAUGAACCAGCUGCGGCACCGAAACCUGUCCCAGAACCAGUUAAAGCACCAGAACCAGUACCAGAACCAGUACCAGAGCCGGUCCCGGAACCAGUUAAAGUACCGGAGCCAGUCUCAGAACCAGUUAAAGCACCAGAACCAGUACCAGAACCAGUACCGGAGCCUGUCCUGGAACCAGUUAAAGUACCGGAGCCUGUCCCGGAACCAGUUAAAGCACCAGAACCUGUCCCCGAACCAGCCACAGUAGCAACACCAGUACCGGAACCUGUCCCAGAACCAGUCAAAGCACCAGAACCUGUCCCAGAGCCGGCUACAGUAUCAGAACCCGUUACAGUACCGGAGCCUGUCCCAGAGCCAGUUGCAGUGCCUGAGCCGGAGCCCGUGGCUAAGCCCGAGCCGGUCCCAGAGCCGGCGGUGGAGCCGGUCCCACAGUCUGUGGCUGAAGCGGUCCCUGAGCCUGCUCGACCCGCGGUGGAGGAGGUCCUACCGGAGCUCAUCCCCGGCUCAACAGAGGACGGCCUGCCCGGCUCUGACCCGCUGCUACAGGCAGUGCCAGAACCCGAACCUGCACCAGAGGACAUCCAGCACAAUGACGUGGCUGCCGCUGACGAUCAAGUGAAGUUCACCCCGGGCCUGAAGCCGAGCAAGCUGGAGACGCUGAUGACCAAGGAGGAGAUGGAGGAGGAGCAGAGGGUGCAGCAGGAGCAGCUGGCGGCCAUCUUCCAGUUGCUGAGGGAGAACCAGGAGGCGCUGGGGGAGGUGACGGAGGGAGACAUGGAGGAGCAGCUCAAACUGUAUUCGCUCUAGUCCACUGAGAGCGCGGAGGACGGUCUUCUCAGGGAAAUUUAUUGAUGUCGGAGAGCUGAUCCGCUGCAGACUGUCGGUAUAAACCUCACUGUUCAUCUGACUCAGCGGCUACAUAGAUAACAAAGCCACGAAAACUGCUGGAACUUGAAUGUAUUACAGAUUUAACCACUUUAGACACACCUGGUUUGUCUGUAUCAAGCUGAUACACGACUGAAUCUGAAGGAUUUUUCGCCUCAUAUGUCUAUGAUCUUGAGCAGCUCAUGUCACUUCUUUUAGUAAAAUCCUCAGAUCGUCACCGGAUUUGGUCGAUCAUGAAGUUUCUUAUUCAUCAGAAAAUCUUCCCCAGGCGUUCGCCGUGAUACUGUAACCGCAACGCAGACUGUAGCUCUACUUCUGCAAACGUUUAUCAGAGGCAGAGCCAGAAAUAAUCUCUAAAUUUGUUGAGCUGAACCGCAGAUAACCAGUUUUUCCGGCUAUGUGACAUUAAACUGAAUUCCAGAAUUAGGAAAAAUGUUGAGGUUAAAAGCGACGGGUUAGGAUGUAACUGGAAGCCCAACGUUUUUGCUGCUAACUGGAAAAAUGCAGUUGAACCGUAUCGAGUUAUGCGGGUUAGCCAGUUAGUCUCGCUGACGCUCCAACUUCAAACCAAGAGACGGAUAAAAGACGUACAGGACGUUCAGUCUCGUGUGAAGUGUGUGAACCGAAACUGGUGCCAAGUGUGGAAACCACUGAACUUGAGUGGAGUAGAACGGAUUUUCCCAUUCAAAUCAACAAAGCAGGAUGGUGUAUUGGUGCAUUGCUUUGGGCGAAUUUCCAUAUAAAUCAGCUUGCGGAAACAAGCAGUGGAACCUGGAGAGGCGUCUUGUGUUGUUAGAGGGGAAUUAAGGAUUGUUGGAUCAACUGGUGGCAACCAUUAAAUGAAUACAUCAAUGUUUUAGGCAAAAUACCCUUUUUUCUGACUUGCCCAGACUGAGAUAAGAUGUUCAAUACCAUUUUCACCUCUGUGCGGCCAGUGGUUUGAUUCCUAUGGGUAGCAUUUCGUGUUAGCUUAGCAUAAAGACUUGAAGUCUAUGGGAGUCGUUAGCCUGGCUCUGUCAAAAUGAAAUAAAUAAACCAUACAGCAACUUUGAAGCUGCAGCUAAAGUCAUCUCGCCCAUGUUUUACCGUUGAAAGAGUUCAAGUUUCCCACACGGCAUGUGAAUAUGGUCUAUUGACUUCAAUAGGAAUGGCACCAAAGUCUGCCACCCAUGCAAAUUAUCAAGGUAAACUAGUCUGCUGACCUUCCAAGAUCAUCAUGAAGUGAUGAAAAAGCCUUUGUCCUUUAAUUUUUUAUUAUAUCUUUGCGUUUCAACAUUGCCAAUCAGCUGAUUUGCACUCAAAAAUGAAGUGACUCUUUGACUCCAGUUCACUUCCAUUAAGACUUAAUUCAAACUAUCAUUCAUUUCAUUAUCAUUUCUCCCUCAAGCUCUAUCAAGCUCUUCCUUCAAGAAAUAUUUGUAUAGCUAACCCUGACUUCACCUUCGAUUUAAUGUUAUCAUCAGCCUCACGAUGGUUAUUAUAAGUAAGGUGUGGGAAGUUCAGAAAUUACACAAGUGUGUCAACACAGGCAGCAAAUUCACACCAUCAGCCACACAACUGACUUUACUUACAAAAAGCGAGGAAUGUAAAUGAAAAUUAAACUCCAAUCUGCCAUCACAAAGAUUUCAGAUUAUUGAAUUAGCCUUAAAUGAAAAUAUGAACUGCAGCGUACAUCACCUGACAAAAAUCAUCUACAAAUUAUGUCUGUUUUUUUUUUUUUUUUUUAAAUUGAGUACUGUCUGUUCUGCCAAAACCACUGGUGAAUUUUGAGGACGAUGUAGAAGAUAACCUAAAUCGAUAAACCCCUCCCACCUCCAUUGAAGUCAAUGGGCCAAACAACUUGUGUCUAGCUAACAAUAUGUAGGUAAUCAUCAUUUUCCACAAGACAUUAUGGUUUCCCUCGCUAAUUAUUCUAAUGCAUCCACUUAUUGCAGUGUUUAAAUAAUUGUGACAUGUUAGUGAUUGUUUGAUUGGUUGCCUAGCGACUGAAAGGUCUCCUUGGCUCCGCCUCUUGCCUCGUUCUGGGUGUUCUGGUUCUACAACAAGACAACAUGGCAGCAAAACAUUUAGACCAUAAAAACCACCAAUCAGAAAAAGCUCGAUUUUAGUUACCCCGCUAUUAUUUUGCCUAUGGAAGUAGCUAAUUAAAGUUGUAAUCUACAAGAGUCUUGCUUUUAUUAUGGUGCUGAACGCCACCUGUCAAUCAAACGGUGUGGGCGCGGCUGUGAUGUCGUUCUCCUUUCAUUUUCUGUUAAUGGAGUUAAGAGUUUCUGUAGGCGGCGCUCUUUUCUUUUCUUUUUGUCUGCUUUCUGCUUUCAUGAGCCGGCUGUAAAUUGGAUUAUUGCUUGGCUGCAUUCUUCCCUUUAAUUGUUCACUCUUUAUCUUUAGGUCGACUUAUUUCUGUCAUUACUCCUUGCAAAUUAUUUCCCAGGUCACCAUGCAGUGUGCUGACUUGUCUUUGUUAAUGUUUAGACCCAGGUCUUGGUUCUCUGCUGAGUUUUUCAACGUUUCAGUCUUAUUCAUAUUUACAAAUCAGGACUGAGCUGUCCAAGAUCAUAAAAAUGAGACAUGACAUAUGCGAUUUAUCCUUUAGAUCAAAGAGGAAUAGCAAUAACUUCCAAUAACAAUAACAAACAUCACCAAUAGCAGCAAUGUGUAACAUGCCCUAAAGCUUAUUGUACAUGGAAAAGGAGACUGGCUUUUCCUGGCCAGUCACAUUUACAUAGUGUUUUGUUUAUCUAAAUCAUUUUCAGGAAGCCCUUUUUGAAGAAGUAGAUUAGCACUGCAGUUGUUUUCACUGCAUUUUGGGCAGGUUUUGCCGUGCUUUAUUUUAUUUUUGCAUGUCUUGUUGUCUGGUAGCUGAUGUUCAGUGAUUCAUCGUUGAAGGAAUCUGGAUGUGUUUGACUUUUAUGUACGUAGCAGACGCUUUUUAUUAUUUCUUGCCACUGAUAUUUCAGAUGAGUGAUGUGAUGACGUCUUUUCCAUGACAAUAAAUUUAUUUGGAAAAAAAAAAAGCAAAUAUUUGGGUCACCUG